GCAGAGGAACAUUAAUCAAUCAUGAGGCAACUGUUGCUGGUAUGUGUGGUGGCCGCCAUCGCCUCACCGUCGCUUCCUACUAGCUACAACUAUUACCACCCGGCGGAGUAUAGCGUAAGGAGCCUGCACAGCCCAAUUAGCAACUUUCCCUUGGUCACCUUCCAGAAUUCAUGAGCGUCUCCUCCUACAAAGUGUUCGACGGCACCGAUCUUACCCGCGAUGAGCUGAUGACCAUCAUCGGCAGCGGCUUCGUCCCGCUCAUAAAGAUUUCUUUGCACCCGAUGCACACUUCCGGAAUGAAGGAGUACAAAGACGUGAGCAUGGCCAUGGUGGAGGCCUCCCGUCAGGUGCUGGAGUCCCGCGUCCAACACGGCCUGCAUGUGGACCCACAACGCUUCGUUAAUCUUGACAACGUGGAGAGGCGACUGCCCGCCGUGCUCGACGCCAUGGCUGAUGUCUUCGACGGAAAAACAAACCCACAAUACUCUCUAACAAACCUCUUCAAGGUCUAUGACCAGACCCAGAUUCAGGUAGAGGGUGUUGAUGGCCAUAAGCAGAGUGGAUUUCCAAGGUGAUGAUUCUUCCAUAGCAGCCAAUCUGGAGGACGCUUCGAAAGUUUUCCUCGAUGCCCUCAGAAAGAUUCUAGAGGACCGCGUGGAGAGCGGCAGGCAGGUGACUGACUCAUGACCGAUACCAGAGUCUGGAGAGAGCAGAGAAGCUGAUGCCAUCCCUCAUGCUGGCCUUAUAGGGCAUUGCUAAUGACCCGCAGGUCGUUGAAUUCUUGAAGGCGCUUCACCUUGACACCACAGAGAAAGCCAGACAGCUUUUCCUUUGCUUCUUCGCUUCCAUGGAGGCGCUGUUCAUGGAUCCCAGCGCCACUCUGGGGACCAUCAUGCGUGACGUUGUGCUGGCAUACAUCCCCUCAGCCCGCCAGGUGUUCCAGGACCGCAUCGCGGUUUCUCUUCUCAUGAAAAACAAAAAAAUAUAUACUGUUUUCUUUCAGAACAAAUAUUUGCUUCUAGGUAAGCGUUUCAAGAAAUAGGGAUUGUCUUUUAACAAAAGAAAAGAAAUAAACAUUAACAAAAUUUUGUAGAGAUGUUCAAAUGCAUCAUUCACGAUUUUGUUUUUCUUAUUAUAUCGACUUGUCUUUAACAUUCCGUUGUCAAAGU
This is a messenger RNA of Portunus trituberculatus (swimming crab), 1169 nucleotides long. RefSeq lists its product as uncharacterized. NCBI's taxonomy places the organism in Eukaryota, Metazoa, Arthropoda, Malacostraca, Decapoda, Portunidae. The record is from RefSeq and is a predicted model, not a curated record. Bases 171 to 575 code for a protein of 134 amino acids. The transcript has 2 exons.